Molecule: messenger RNA, 866 nt
Organism: Dermacentor albipictus
Lineage: Eukaryota; Metazoa; Arthropoda; Arachnida; Ixodida; Ixodidae
Product: acireductone dioxygenase
Molecular function (GO): acireductone dioxygenase [iron(II)-requiring] activity
Source: RefSeq, a predicted model, not a curated record
CUAGGUAUUUGAAAAGAAAAAAGAAGGGGCGGAGCUUGUCCAUCUGUGGUUUAUCCUUGCCGCUGCUUGUGAAGUCUGCGGAAUUCGAUGUUCGCCUAGUUGACACGCUUUUGAGGACGGCGAGCUGGGGCAGAAAAAAUGGUGCGAGCCUGGUACAUGGACGACGACUUGUCGACCGACCAACGAGAAGAACACCAACUGGACCCACCUGUGCCGGUGGCCUUGGACGAAAUCCGUGAGAAGAGCGGAGUACUCUACUGGAAGUUGAAUGCCGACACAUACGAGAAGGAUGGUGAACUCGAGAAGAUAAGGAAAGAGCGAGGAUACUCGUACACAGACGUCAUCGAGAUAUCCAAGGACAAACUACCGAACUAUGAAGAAAAGAUAAAGACAUUCUUCCAAGAGCAUCUGCACUCCGAUGAGGAGAUCCGCUUUGUCUUGGCUGGGAGUGGCUACUUUGAUGUUCGAGAUUGCAAUGACAAGUGGAUAAGGAUUGAGGUGGCCAAAGGAGACCUCCUUGUUUUGCCUGCUGGAAUCUACCACAGAUUCACUCUUGACAAGCAGUUUUAUUGGUAUGGGCGGCUUGAAGUUUUCAAUGACCUCUAACGCGCCAAGUGUUGCUGCAUGGCACAAGCAAUCUGAACUACAUCAAGGCCAUGCGGCUUUUCGUGGGAGAGCCCGUCUGGACGCCGAUCAAUCGCCCGGCCGACGACCAUCCAGCCCGCUCUCGGUAUCUGGAGACCCUUGGUCAAGCCUGCGACUGUGCCGCGUGAUGGCGCAGCUGCUGGAAACAGGCAUGCAAUCAAUUUGCUGCAAGGAAAUCUUGUGCCUUAUACUUCUAAGCAAACGUUUAAUGAUUUUUUUUU